AGCUCGCCCGCUGAUCUCGGACUCGCUUAGGUCUGGCCGCCCCGCACCAUGCACUCUCCCACUAAGGUGUCCUCAACCCUUCUGCUGCUGUCCUUGCUGCUCCUGCCGCCCCCUGGGCCUGCGAAGGCGUUCGAACUGCCGCCCCGCGAGGAUGUGGCGCGCGUGGCGCGAUUCAUAGCACACGUCUGCGAUUGGGGCGCGCUGGCCACAGAGUCCACUUUGCCUGCGGUGCGCGGGCAGCCUUUCGCCAACAUCUUCUCCCUCAGCGACGGGCCCGUGGGCGCCAGCAGCGGUGUGCCCUACUUCUACCUCAGCCCGCUCCAGCUGUCCGUGGGGGACCUGCAGGUGAAUCCAAAUGCCACUUUGACAAUGUCUUUGGCACAGACUGAUUUUUGCAAGAAAGAAGGAUUUGAUCCUCAGAGUCCUCUUUGUGCUCACAUAAUGCUGUCAGGAACAAUCACUAAGGUGAAUGAUACAGAAAUGGCCUUUGCAAAAAAGUCAUUAUUCAGUCGUCACCCUGAAAUGGAAUCAUGGCCUUCAGAUCAUAACUGGUUCUUUGCCAAAUUGUCUAUAAACAACAUCUGGGCCAUAGACUACUUUGGUGGAGCCAAAACAGUGACACCUGAAGAAUAUUAUAAAGCCAAACCUUAGUAAAGAGGAAUAUGAUCAAUUCCAUCAAGAUGCUUGAGCCACUUUGGGAUACAUAGAGAAACUGCUAUGUAUGUUUGUAGUCUGGGUGUAAUUUUGUAAAAGAAAGGGGAAAAAAAGCUUAUUUUUACAUACUUAAUAUUUAGGUCAGAGAUUUGCUGGGAGAAUUUUAGAUUUAAAUAUUUUUAUGAUAUUUUGAAAUUUGAGCAAGUUUUUUUAAAGAAAUAAUGUCAUUAAUGAAUCCUGGUUCCACUGAGUAUUAUUAGUUUUCCCAGAAAUGAAAGUUACACAUUUAAAUUGUCUUUGGAGAUUGAAAGCUAUUUCAGCAUGUGUCCUUUAUUCUUGGAAAACUCUUUGCCCACUAAACCUCUACUAUUCACUACCUAUUAAGGCCUCUGAUAGUUUUAUCUGAAUAGGAUGAAAAGGGAUUAAUUUGCUCAUACACUGACAUGUGCCUGAAUCUUGCCAAACAGAAAAACUUUAUUUAAAACCAAAUGGAGUUUCAGACAGCUAAUCAGCUUAUGUAUGGUGGUUAGUGUGUGGGUGGGGGGGUUCUUGUUUUACAGGAACAAAGUUGGACACUGAAGAAAUUGCUUUGACAGUAAUAUAGCAUCAAGGAGGCAUAUGAAAUUUGUUGCUUAUGCUUUCUUACUUUUAGCAAACAGGGUCAUUCAGACUUCUUUAGUAGAAGCCUUGGUAGAAGAAAUUUCCUUGUCUGGGAGUUCCUUACAACAAUUAAGAUCACAGGGACAGUUCCUAUCUCCUGUUUGAGUUGUACAAAAUUGGUUAUCGCUUUAAGAUCAUUUUCAUUUUCUUCAUAAAUGUCACAGACUAAAAUAUUUCCUCAAUCUCUAAUAAUCAUUUUCAUUUAUUUGAAAGUUUGUGCAAGUAGCAUCACAAUACUUGGGAUCUCUUCAUAGCUCUGUUAUUGACUGAUUUUUAAAAUGCUUUAUUACUACUAAGUUGUUUAAGCCAUAAUCAAGGGAAUGAAAUAGGGACGAAACCUUAUAAACACCAUAUAAGGUCCUUUUAGAAUUUCAUUAACGAAAGUCAAGUCCUUAUAGAUUUGUCUUACCUUGAAUUCUGCCUUGCAAUAAAUAAUAGCUAUUCAACAAAUAUUUGUAUUGUAAAUUGGUUGCUUUUAAGGUUCCAGUAAAUUUAUGUAACUCGGGGAAAUACAAUGUCUGAAAGGAUUUAGGGAGCUCUUCAGAUGAAAUGGGUUUUUAGAAGCCUACCAGUUAGCUUCCUUAAAAUGUCUUAAAGGGAGAACAAUUAUUAAUUUAUUAUAUACAGAAGUAAUUUCAGGUAUUCAGACUCUUCAAGUAUGCCUUCAAAGUGUGUAUUAUAUUAGGUGUUAAAUGCUAAAUUCUGAAACUGCAAAGUAAAAAAAAAUGAAUGUCUUUGAAAACUACAAAAUUUACUUAUAGCAUUCAUCAUGCUCAACUAAUGCUUUAAAAAUGUUUUCUAUAGAUUUUCUUUAUAAAGUUGUCUUUUCAAACAAAGCACUAAUAAUUAAAAUUAAUAUAUUCUUUAAUGAAAA
This is a messenger RNA of Gracilinanus agilis (Agile Gracile Mouse Opossum), 2188 nucleotides long. RefSeq names its product cellular repressor of E1A stimulated genes 1 (gene CREG1). NCBI's taxonomy places the organism in Eukaryota, Metazoa, Chordata, Mammalia, Didelphimorphia, Didelphidae. The transcript has 4 exons. The coding region runs from base 49 to 651 and encodes 200 amino acids. The record is from RefSeq and is a predicted model, not a curated record.